Phytophthora nicotianae INRA-310 is the source of this 3195-nucleotide messenger RNA. RefSeq lists its product as hypothetical. The coding region runs from base 1 to 3135 and encodes 1044 amino acids. The record is from RefSeq and is a predicted model, not a curated record. NCBI's taxonomy places the organism in Eukaryota, Oomycota, Peronosporomycetes, Peronosporales, Peronosporaceae. Gene Ontology annotation, cellular component: cilium. The transcript has a single exon.
AUGCCUGGACCGACACUUAUGACUCCAACUAGCGUUGACAACAAUUCGAACGCAGCAACUGAUGACACAGAUACUGUUCCAGCUCGGAAGAAAGGUCUACUUGGCAGGAUUAAGAGCAGGUUGGUGAAAAACUUUGGUCUUCAGAAGCAAGCAGCUGUGGCUUCACCAACACCAAAGGAUUUGAUCAAAGCCGAGCCUGAAAUCCCAGAUCAGCAGCAGAUUGAGCAGGAGGAGAACAAUACGGACAAGGAGGACUUAAGUCCUGAGCAGCAUCAAUCGCAAAACGAUGAAGUAAAAGUCAAGGGCCCCUCACGAGAUGAUCAAUUGAUCUCGGUGCUGCAAUUUGACGAGUCGGUGCCUGCUUUAAAGAGCGUUACCAAUGAACUUGAGACAGAUAGUACCAUCAGUGUGAUGCAAUGUCUCGAGGAGUACAACCAGAAAUGCAUUGAAACAUCAGAACAGAUCGAGGAAGACAAUGUCGAUGAAGAAGAUGAACAGGAUAAAACAGAAACGACCGCUUCUCACGAAACAGAGGAGACUGGAGAUAUCCCAGAAGAACUGCUUACAGAGACACCCGAGGAAAACGAAGACGAUACGCUAGAAGUGUUCGACAAUGGUGAAGGAAAUCAGCAGCUAGAAGCUUCUUCUUGCGUUCCUGAAGAUGGCGAUGAAGAAGAUAAAUGCCACGACGAAGCAUUUGAUAGCUAUCCAAUGGAUCCUUCAGGAACGCUGCAGAAUGUCGAUCUAAUGAUCAUCGGGGUUACUCCACCGGCGCUGCAAAAUCAUACUCCGUGUGACGAUGUUUGUGAGGAAGAGGAAGAACCUCUGGAUACUGAACUUGCAACACCACGUGUUAAUGAACCACUAUCGUCUCCAAUGAAACGUGUUCGUCCUGGACCUGGCGUUGACAUGAUGAGUUCAAUAGCCUCGCAAGGUAGCACCUUGCCUCACCCUCCUCUUCACGAGAUUCGUGAAGAAGACGAUAACUCCGAUCACCCUCCACUACGGAGUUUUGGAGGCCGACGCCAUCUUCUUUUUGAAACACCAAUCUUGUCUUCAUCUUCAGCUCCGUACUCCCCACAAGUUGACGAGCCUAGCGCAAGUACGUUUGAAGAGGAGCCCCGAGUCGAGCAACAAGUCCAUGAAGACGUCGAACCAGAGUCAAAGACUGUGGAUACAGGAGCGUUAAUCACCCACGCUUUCGGUGAGAGGAUUGUGAACUUAUUGGCCGCCGAUCCAUGGGGUGACCGACAAGAUGGUUUCGAUGCUAUUAAGCUAGCAGUGAAGCAGGCCAACGUCUCUACUGCCGACCCAGUUACACGGCAGCGCUUACUCUGCGCUUCCCUUGCAGCUGCACAAUGCGGUGUGGAGGACCGAGUUGCCCCUGUCAUGUAUUGCGCACUCGAGUGUUUCCGUGCAAUUCUCAAGGAAUUUGCUCGUGUCCUUCCCGACGAACGUGUCGACACUGAAUCGAAGAGCGUUGCAGUUCUUAACACUCAAUUGUCAACUCUGGUGGGUGCUCUAGUCAAGAAGUUAGGAGACUCCAACAAGCGAACGCAGCGUGAGGCUACACAGGCGCUGGUUCGUAUCGCUCGACUUCGAUCCUUGCGAGCGCUUCCCCACUUGUUACUGCAUUUAAGUGGACGGGAAGUUCCACCUCGUCGAAAGCUUGAAACGCUACGUCGUUUGAUGCAGGAAUUCGGUCUUACAACCGCGGCUGACUCCUCAUCUCAGCAGAAAUUGACCGUGGAGAGUGUGCUCGAGUUUGUAGCACCAAGUCUUAAGAUCGCAGAGGAGAAAACUCGCAAAGUCGCGGUCGAGAUUCUAGCAGAUCUUCAGACUCGGACUGGGAAUUCGACAGAUUGGCAGGCCCAGCUCGCUCGGGCUGGAGCAGUCAAACCGGAAAUGCUCCGUGUAAUCACUCGUCGUGUUGACGAGUUGGUGACUAAGCGUGAGCAGCAACAAGCAGCCAUCGCGGAGGAAGCAGUGACAGGCAGUGCUGCUAUAAACCAGGCCGAAGAGCACGUUGAUGACGAGGCUGCUUUUCCUCCUGCAGAACUGGUGGACGUUCCUCAGGAAGACGCUCAGUCGAGCAUUAAACUGCUCGAGACUUCGCUGUUAAAUGCACAGAAUAUCGUAGGUCCUGUGUGCUGGCGAAAGCUCUCGAGUAAGACGUGGAGCGACAGAAAGGAGGCUCUACUAGACGUCGAGAAAGCUAUGAUUGAAGCCAAGUCAGACUUGCGGGACACUCGACCGACAUUCGGGAGCUCUACUCAGAGCACGUUUGUGGCGUACAGUGCGCUGUUACACCGUGCACUUGGAGACAGCAUUGCGCCUGUUCUGAACACUGCGUUGGAUGCCUACGCGACGCUCGUCAAGAUCUAUGGUCCUCGUAUUGAAUGGCGUGGGGCGGAUGUGCGUGAUGUGACGUUACUGACUUUGCUGCGGUUGCUGGCAGCGAUGCAGAAGCCAAACACUCGGACGACUCGUGCUGCGUGUCGUGGAGUUCUCAAGCUGGCAAGGCUUCCUAACGCCCGUCACCCGCUUCGAUAUGUGCUCUCUUGUGUGUUUAAUGGCGAAGGCAACAGCGCGUGUGACCCACAGGUUCAAAUGCACUUGCUCCGUCUUUUAGUACCGGAGUUUGGAUUCCAGGCUGAUGGAUUAGGAGCAUCGCGUGUACUUGAUGCGGUUAGCAAGGGCUUGACACACAGCAGUGCUCGUGUUCGCCGCUCGGCUGCAGAUGUUGCACUGAGUGCUCAACGACUUCUUGGCCGGGAAUUCGUGCUGGCUCGGCUUCAAGAUGUCAAGCCCGUGACGCUCAAGGAACUUGAGAAGAGUUUCGUUGAUGGCGUGGGGUCUGGUGGUGCAGAGCGCCCGCAAACUGUGCAUGCUACUGCGGUGGAGGUAUCGGCACCUGUGGCUAUUGGAGGCUCCGGCUUACCGCCCGUGACAUUUGGUGGGCCUGGAGAAUUUGCAUCGAGGCGGUUGCUUCACAGUGCACCUGUGGGCAUUGGCCGACUGCAAUUCACGCCACAUAACGAAGAGCUAUCUGCGAGCUCUCAAGCACGUGCUUCAGUACUUAGCAACGAGGAGGAAAAUCUUAUGGAUUCGAUCCUUGGUGGGAAUGAUUUCUAGGAUACAAUAAACCGCAAGCACUAAGUAUGAAGCAUCAUGCUUUUUAUACAAACGCCUUCC